AUGAGCCAGAUAGUACGAUAUUUAUUGUAUGCUUUAUUGAUUGUUAAGUUUUCUCCAAGUUUUCAACGGGAUAUAGAAAUAAAAAAUGAAAAGUGCCGAGUUUGCAACUUCCUAGUUUCCACCUUCGAUGAGGGUCUCAAAAAGACUGCCCGGCAACAUUUUGCUGGAGGUGACACAGCAUGGGAAGAAAAAAAUCUUGGAAAAUAUGCGACAAGUGAAACAAGACUUAUCGAAGUUCUAGAGGGCGUCUGCAAACGUGCCAGUCUUCCAAAUAUGGACAAGUUCACAGGAAUCAGCGAUAUUGAAUUCAAAUGUGCCACAAGACUGGAAGAAAAUGAGGAGCUCAUUGAGGAUUAUUAUUACAAAAGACAGGACGUUAGUUUGUCCGCCUGGUUGUGCAUAGAUAAUCUCAAAUUGUGUUGCCCUGAAGGUCAUUUCGGGCCGCAGUGUGAUAAAUGUCCAGGUUUGGCUGAAAAUGGCACCGCGUGCGCUGGACGAGGAAAAUGCCAUGGAAAUGGAAGCCGAGAAGGAAGCGGCAAGUGUAGAUGCGAUGACGGAUACAGUGGAAAUCUGUGCAGACACUGCGAUGCUGGGUACUUCCAAGUUGAAAACGAGCAAGGAAAAGAUAUUACUUGCAAAAAAUGCUACGAAGGGUGCUUCGGAGUCUGUAAUUCAGAAGGACCAAAAGGAUGUACAAAGUGCAAAAAUGGAUGGAAAUUAGAUGAAAUCGAGGGAUGCAUAGAUAUUGACGAGUGUCAAAAUUCCGACGCAUGUAAAAAAGAAAACGAAGUGUGCGUGAAUUCAGUUGGAUCAUUCCGCUGCGACUGUGCUGCAGAUCACAAACGCGACGAUAAAAACAAUUGUGUGCUCGAUAUUGAAGCACCUCCAUAUCGAACAAUAGUGCCUCCCGAUCAGCUUCUACGCUUCAUUUCAAUGUCAUCUCUCGUUUUCAUCAUCACUUUCGUCGUCUGGUACCGAUCUCCGUUGCUCUACGUUCUUACGGCCAUCGCUGUCGUCGCACUAAUCUUAGUUGAUCUUUAUAUUACUCCACAAUCGGUUCCCGAUGAAGCGAAACGGUUCCUCGGAUACUAA
Caenorhabditis bovis is the source of this 1092-nucleotide messenger RNA. The record is from the annotation of a GenBank genome assembly. NCBI's taxonomy places the organism in Eukaryota, Metazoa, Nematoda, Chromadorea, Rhabditida, Rhabditidae.